CUAUUUACGGUAAGCAAUAAUUCAGUAAUCCAAGACCUUCCUUUACAGGAUAACCUCAUUAUUGUUAAAGAAAUAAAAUUUGUAAACAAGUACUGCAAUGGAUCCAGUGCCAGAGUACUCCCUCUUCUUGGUCCGGAUUCUGGAAGAGUUGGACACCAAGUACAGCAGCCUUUCCUACCAGGAUCUUUGUAAGUCUCUGUGUGCUCGAUUUGACCUGGUUCACCUGGCCAAACUGCGCAGCUUGCUCUUCUACACGGCCUGUCUGGACCCCAGUUUCCCUGCCACUUUGUUCAAAGACAAAAUGAGGUGCUCCAUGGAGGACCAGCAGUCCAAGAAACUCAUGGUGGCCGCAGAUAUAGUCACCAUGUUCAACCUGAUCCAGAUGAACGGCGGCAUCGCGAAGGACAAGCUUCCAAUGGGGCAGAGGCCCAAAUUCCACAAGAACCAGUCUUUUGAGUCUUGCCGGUCAGACACUGACGUGUACAAGUACUCUCACUCUGAUAGGGUGUAUGAUAUUUUAGAUGCCAGAGGCCAUCCCACAUUGCAGACCUCACCCUGCCCUAAAUCUGACUGCAACAACUGCCAUCAUUUCAUUCCAACAUCCGAGCCCAACUUUCUCCUCGGAGUCAACAAGGAUAUGAAAUGCAGGGCUGCAUCCCUUGACAAGCUGCAGCAUCUCCCACAGUAUUCCAGUGGCAGUCCUCCUCCCUGUGAGAUGCAGAGCACCUACUUUCCAAUGGAUAUAGACAGUGAAUCAACGACGGAUCAAGACUCCUUGCAUUUAAACUCGGGUGUAAAAGAGACAUUUAUUUCAAGUGCGGAACCCUUUACAGUGCAUUCCUGUGUGCAGAAAAGAAAUAUUUUCAAGGAGGAUUUUCACAAUCUGGUGGCAUUUGCUCCCCAGGUAAUAACCACGGACUCCGAUCCAAGUGUGAAAACAAGCGGGGGUCACCACAGGAGAGAGACUCACAAACCUGCAGCGUUUUUCAACCACAGUUUUGAACUGCCCUACAGUAACCCUUAUUUUGAACCGGUGAGUUCUCCUGUUCAGGACAAGCGGCGGGUGAAACACGAAAGCCUGGAUGAUUUACAAGCAUCCACAUACUUUGGCCCAACUACUGUAACGGAGUGUGUGAACACCAGGAGAACUUCAGGAAAGCAGGGUAAACAGCCUUGUUGGCCUGUGAAGAGUCUGAGCUUGAACACAGAGGAGGGUCCCGACUUGGAGAGGUCUUUUGUUGGUGGACCAAAGUUCAAGGACAAUCAUCGGCAUAAUGUCAACAGCAUUGACUGUGACCAGCAUUACCAAGGAGCCAAAGAGAAGCCCGCAGUCUCUCCUUCAGGUUUUUGCAUUAAGCCAAAUGGGCCAAAAACAAAAGACGUGGGAUCUAUGGUCGGUGGUCCAGGCGUGGAUAAACGAGAUGGAAUCAAGCGGUUUAAAGAUAAGAGCAUUAACUGCACAUCUUUUCAGGUAGGGACCGUAGAGAGCACAUUAAGUGUGGGUACCCAAACUGAGCAGUCUGACCAAAGGAAGCUGAAGGACUUUGUUGGUCAUGGUAAAUAUGGGGAGAGGUUCAAGCUCUCUGACGAGGACUCUGAGAUUGUCAGUGAUGACAUUAGUGACAUCUUCCGCUUCCUGGAUGACAUGAGCGUGUGCGGCUCCACGGGAGUCAUCCAGUCGUCAUGCUACAACAGCAAUGGUUCUCUCUCCCAGGUGACAAAGUCAGAUGGGGACAGUUCCCCAGAACGCAACACAGUGAAGCUGGGCAAGGCAAGCAAUAAGUUGGACAGACUGUUUCAUUCCCUGGAAAGUUCAGACGAUGAACUGAAGGCCAGUGUGUGUAAGCUGGUCCUUCGGAUUGGGGAGAUUGAGAAGAAACUAGAGUCUCUAUCUGGGGUGCGUGGGGAGAUCUCCCAGGUCCUCUCCAAGCUGAACAGGCUUGACGAAAAGAUCCAGGAGCCAGAGACCAAUAGCAGGCCAAGCGAGCCCAAUUCUAGGGACGAAAUGCUCUCCAAUGGUAAUGUAUCCCCCCGCAUCUUCCAGUGCCACACUACAGGCCAUGCUGGGAAAGUGGACACUAACUCUGAGUGGUGCUGCUCAGAGACCGGUGGGAGUAGCAGCGAGGGCCUGAGGGUGAAGGCACUGAAGAGGAACCUUUUCACCAGGAGGUCCUCCAGGUCUCUGACAGAAGAAAACAGUGCUACUGAGUCAAAAGUAGCCAGCAUCUCAAAUUCCCCCAGAGACUGGAGAGCUGUCCCAUACCCCAUUCAUCCAGGAGAAGAUGGGAAGGAGAAAGACCGUGACAACAAAGACCGACAAAGAAAAUCGAAAGAGACAGAUCGCCAGUGUGAGCUCCCCCAAGUCCAUCGUGCAACUAAGCCUGCAAAGGACUCCUACCUGAUUGAGCAAGUAUUCAGCCCCCACCCUUUCCCUCCCUCUGUCAAGUCCCACAUGAAGAGCAGUCCUCUCUACACGGACUUGCGGCUCACCGAACUGUCCGAGGGCAAGCGAACGCAGCCCUCCUGGACGAUCGAGGAAUACAAACGCAACUCAGGAGACAAGAGCAAGCUUACUGCGCUGGACCUGCAAGCACAAGAGUCCCUGAAUCCCAACAACCUGGAGUACUGGAUGGAGGACAUCUACACACCAGGCUAUGAUUCGCUGCUGAAGCGUAAAGAGGCGGAGUUCAGGAGAGCGAAGGUGUGUAAAAUAGGAGCGCUCAUCGCAGCGGCCGCCUGCACUGUGAUCCUGGUAAUCGUCGUGCCCAUUUGUACCAUGAAGUCAUGAAGGUGUCCAAUGUGUCUGUAUUAUAUACAGCUGUGAUGUGUUCCAGGUUCGUCCACAGAUCACGCAUUAUGUUGAAAUCAGUGCCGCCUCAGUUGUGUUUGGGAGACAUGCUUUUAUUUUCUGGACUAUUUAUGGAUUAUUUAUCCGGAAUAUUUAUGUAUUACUUUUGUUUGAAUAUUUACCUGGUGAAUGGAGCAGUAUUAUUUUUUACGUGAUUAUUAUUUAUUCUAAUAUAGAAGUACGGUAUACAUUUUUUCUACAUAUUUUCA
Scleropages formosus (Asian bonytongue) is the source of this 3057-nucleotide messenger RNA. It is a transcript of the gene minar1, whose product is annotated as membrane integral NOTCH2 associated receptor 1. The transcript is spliced from 3 exons. Gene Ontology annotation, biological process: negative regulation of cell population proliferation; negative regulation of TOR signaling. Bases 98 to 2788 code for a protein of 896 amino acids. NCBI's taxonomy places the organism in Eukaryota, Metazoa, Chordata, Actinopteri, Osteoglossiformes, Osteoglossidae. The record is from RefSeq and is a predicted model, not a curated record. Gene Ontology annotation, cellular component: plasma membrane.